AUGGCGGCCAGCACGGCCACGGGGCAGCACAAUGGCGACAAGGGGCGCGAGCUCUUCUUCAUGUUCCGCGGCAAGGCCGGCGUCUUCGUGGGCACGCAGCCCCCGGUGCUGGGGCGCGACGAGGAGGUGGCCACCUACGUGGCGGGGAACUACUUCGGGGAGCUAGGCGUGCUCACGGGCAAGCCGCGCGCGGCCUGGAUCGUCGCCAGGACCUACGCGGUGUGCUCGGUGCUGCUGCCCUCCGCCAUCGAGGAGCUCGGCCAGAAGUGCCCGGGCGCCUUCACCAUCCUGGUGCAGUCCAUGGUGAAGUCGUACAAGUUGAAGCCCUCGAUGUCGUUGGAGGACGUGUCAGCUCUUCUGGACGAGCGUUUCGGCAGUAUCGAGGAGGCCUUCGACUGGUUCUGCAAGUGCGGCGAGGACCGGUGCGAGGACGAGAUGGGCUCCAGGGCGUUCGACGAGGCGCUGCGGCGCCUGAAGGUGCCAGAGCUGGACCGGAAGAUCUUUUGGGCAGAGAUGGACUCGGAGAACCGCGGCUCCGUGACGCACGCGCAGUUCUCCGCCAACUUCAUGGUCCGGGAGUUCCACGUCGCGGCGAAGCCGCCGAGAAAGCAGAGCAAGGCCGCCGCUGGGCCCCCCGCGGUGGCCGCCCGGGAGGACGACAUCAGCGCCUGGCUGGCCUCCCUGCGCUCCCACCCGCCCUCCCCGUCCAGCAGCAGCGUGCGCCCCCCCGGCGACCUUGGCGGCCUGCAGGCGCGCCGUCGCCGUCGGGCGGAUCGCCCCUCGUGCCGCGAGGUGCUCGGGGAGCUGGCCAAGAGCCGGGAGCAGGGCAGGCGGCUGCAGGAACAGAUCCGCGAGGCCAGGCGGGCGUGGACCUGCGCGGCGAGCGCCGACGACGGCCCGCCGCGGCAGCCCCCGCCGGGCGGCUGA
Molecule: messenger RNA, 927 nt
Organism: Prorocentrum cordatum
Lineage: Eukaryota; Dinophyceae; Prorocentrales; Prorocentraceae
Source: the annotation of a GenBank genome assembly